AUGAUAGACCCUUCAGACGUGGGUAGAAGCGGUUUCCUCAGGAAGACUUUGGCUGAUGUCAAGGUGCCGCCAGAUGCAGUGAAUCUGCGGCUUGGUGUGCGAAUCCAAAGAUUGGAGCUCCUCCGCUGCAGUUACGACUUCGGACGAAGCAUUGGAAAUCAAUACUGGGUGAUCCCAUGCACUGUACUGGUCAAAGCGGUUCAUCACGUACCAUGGGUGGACAGCAUGCGCUUUUCACAGCAGUUCGAAUGUGGCAUGACACUCCGUGCCACAGUGAUUGACGACAUGCACAAACUCGGGGAGUUCCGGCAGCAAGUGGUGAAGAACGUCUUCGUGCAGCCUGGUGCCGAAACAUGUGAGCUGAAGGUGCGGGCAGACUUACACCAGUGGAGGCCGGGUGCGGCACGUAUUUCGCAUGCCGAGGCUCCGACAGCCUCCUUCAUCGCUUUGCUACCUUCGGCAGGCAAAGUGCACCAGCUCUAUUCCUUGCUUCUUCGCCUCCCAGCCUGA
Symbiodinium necroappetens is the source of this 510-nucleotide messenger RNA. The record is from the annotation of a GenBank genome assembly. NCBI's taxonomy places the organism in Eukaryota, Dinophyceae, Suessiales, Symbiodiniaceae.